Messenger RNA from Cuculus canorus (common cuckoo), 2857 nucleotides. Its product is annotated as visual pigment-like receptor peropsin. Gene Ontology annotation, biological process: G protein-coupled receptor signaling pathway. Gene Ontology annotation, molecular function: G protein-coupled receptor activity. The transcript is spliced from 6 exons. Gene Ontology annotation, cellular component: membrane. The record is from RefSeq and is a predicted model, not a curated record. Bases 190 to 1383 code for a protein of 397 amino acids. Lineage: Eukaryota; Metazoa; Chordata; Aves; Cuculiformes; Cuculidae.
AGUGGAGAAGAACUGGUCAGAAGGCUGCAAAGCUCCUGUCCCUUGAGAUUUCCUUCUUUAGAUCAUUAGUCGCAUUGAAAACCUCCCUUGAAUAUAGGGAGCAGAAACCGAGGAAAAGGCUGGAACUAUUUUAUUUUGCUGGAACAUAGUGGGGAAAGGGAAAUUCCUGGGUCAUACGCUGGCCUGAAAAUGUCUGUCCAGUUUUCUCCGCAGGCACCCUGGAGGAACAACAACGUCAGUUUUCUGAGCAGAGAGGCAGCUGUAACAGAGCAAGGAGAAACUAUCAUAGGUUUCUACCUACUGGCUUUAGGUUGGCUGUCUUGGUUUGGAAACAGCAUUGUGAUUUUUGUGCUGUAUAAACAAAGACAUCUUCUGCAGCCCACCGACUACCUCACAUUUAACUUGGCGGUAUCAGACGCUAGUAUCUCCGUGUUCGGUUAUUCAAGGGGGAUCAUUGAAAUUUUCAAUGUCUUCAGAGAUGAUGGAUUCAUUAUCACAUCAAUAUGGACCUGCCAGGUUGAUGGCUUCCUGACACUUCUUUUUGGCCUGGCUAGCAUUAAUACCCUUACAGUAAUCAGUGUGACUCGCUACAUAAAAGGCUGCCAUCCUGAGAAAGGUCACUGCAUCAGCAACAGCAGUAUGACGGUGUCUCUGGUUCUCAUUUGGAUAGCAGCUUUCUUCUGGUCAGCAGCUCCAUUGUUUGGCUGGGGCAGUUACACAGAUCGUAUGUAUGGCACAUGUGAGAUAGACUGGGCAAAAGCCAACUUCUCUACAAUCUACAAGUCCUACAUUGUCUCCAUAUUUAUCUGCUGUUUUUUCCUACCUGUCACAGUCAUGGUCUUCUCAUAUGUGUCAAUUAUCAAUACCGUCAAGCUAAGCCAUGCAUUAACAGGACUGGGUGACCCCACAGACAGACAGAGGAGAAUGGAGCGGGAUGUCACCAGGGUUUCUAUUGUCAUUUGCACAGCCUUCAUCAUUGCAUGGUCACCAUAUGCUGUCAUCUCUAUAUGGUCUGCCUAUGGUCACCCUGUGCCCAAUCUUACCAGCAUCCUUGCCAGUUUGUUUGCUAAGUCUGCCAGCUUCUACAAUCCCAUUAUCUACUUUGGAAUGAGCUCCAAAUUUCGGAGGGACAUUUUCAUCUUGUUCCAUUGUGCCAAGGAAGUCAAGGACCCUGUGAAACUCAAACGUUUCAAAAACCUCAAGCAGAGACAAGAGCCUGCUCAGAAAGAAGAGAAGUAUGCACAAGAAAUGCACCCUGCACCAAGCCCUGAUUCUGGGGUGGGAAGUCCCACAAAUACCCCACCUCCAGCAAACAGGGAAGUGUAUUUUGGUAUUCUUGAUACACCAUCUAAUAACCCUGAUAUUGAAUGUGAUAGACUCUGAGUUUUGGGGCCACUUAACAUGUAUACUCACUUCGUAUUCAGGAAGAACCUCUUAAGAUCAGUGCUUGAGCAAUUUCCUAAUUUCCAGUCCAUCUGUUUCUUGCUAUAGCACAGAUGAAUGUACAACUCAAGCAAAUCAGACAGUAAAGUGGUAUUUUUCUUCUAUGUAGGUACAAAAAGCUAUGAAGCACAUUACAAUGUGGGCAGCACACCCAGUGCCAGAAACAUUUGGUUUUCAUAUGCAUGCAGGAAGGGGAACACUGACUUGUGAAGAGCAGGCAUUAGCAGCAAAAAUAACUAAUAUGUUCCCAUCCAAAUUUUCUUAAUUAGGAGUUACACCUCCAAAUAUUGGUUUUGCUCUUCAACAGUCCCAGCCACAGAGGAUCAUUUUAGUUCUGUGGUGCUGCACAGCCCAGGUUGUAGAAGAUCAGCCCUGCUGAGAUUGCUGCGGAGCUGCUGCAGCUCCAGCAGCUGUGAGCUGGUAGGCAAAGCAGUAUGGUCCCUGCAGGGCUCUAAGACACACCUGCCGUGGUGCUCCCAGGCUCUGUGCCUGCAUGGGUGUGUGUCUGAUCAUCUGUGCCUGACUCUGCGUGUGUCUAUGCAGGUGCUAGAGGUUGUAGAUCUUGGCAUUUGCUUGUCACUGUAAUUUGAAUAGGGGCUUCUUACUUUUUCUUUUUGGUCUGCAGAAUUAUUUCCACCUUCCCUGACCUUCCCAGUGAGCAAAGCCUGGCUGUCACAUUCAGAUUUGGGACAGCUGGCCUUUAAUUUUACUGAUCUGUCUCCAAACUGCUUGGUUUUUUACCUGAUUACUGAGGUGGAGCAAGGGAUGUACAGGGAAUGAAAUAAAGAUGACGCUAAGAUUUUAAGAGUACUGAUGAAAUGUGGCAUCAGAGCUAUUUAGAAAAUACAAUCCAACUUCACUGCUGCUUAUGAAGAAAGUUUUUGUAGCUCCCUGUGGAUAAAAAAUGACUUUUAGAUAAACAUAACUAAGUAGCAAUUAAGGAUAAUGAUUUUUGUAGCAGAACUGUAGAAUUAAAUCAGUAGCAAGACCAUCAGAUAUUAUAAUAUCCAACUAUUCCAUCACAGUUAUUUUACAGAUUCAAAGUGAGGAAGCAUAUCUUCAUAAUUCUGCAUCUUGGAAAUUAACUGCAACCUCAGAGACUCUGGUAAAAAUGUCUCUGUAUUAGCCUUGGGAAUAGUGGGUUCAUUUAGUGACAUUUACAAAUUAAACAAGGGGCAAAAAGAGAAGGAAAACACCUCCCAGACAUUGGUUGCUAGCCUCACUGCUACUUAUGACUCUUCAGAAUCUCACUGUUCUGGUGUAUUAAAAUGUAGUUGUUUUGCAAAAAUAUGCUUUUCCAAAUGUGUUUCUUGGUUAAGUUACAAAAAAAGAGCCCGCCUUCAUUUCCCCCAUUACUCUAUUUGUUUUGAGAAAAUCACCUGUGUUUUGAAGUUAAAAACAAAUAAACAUUAUA